UUGUCAGCUGAAAUUUGCCUUCGUUAUGGCAAUAUUUGCUGUAAGAAUAAAUGUAUGCAUUUUAAUCGUACGAAACUAAAUAAAGUGAAAAGGUUUUGACGAUCUAAUCUCCCUACGGGGUGCACAAACACAGCCAGAGACAAGUUGAAGAUAAUAAAUAAAUUAUAAUACACAUAAUAUAGAUACAUAUAAGCAAGCUGAUGUACACACUUUUAAUGCCCUGCUCGGACGCGGUCUCGGACCUGGAUUCAGUGCCACUCGGUCAGUCAGUCAAACAACUUGAACAUCAGCGUCUCUGCACUGCAAUUUAAUUUAAUUAAAACGACAAGUGAAAUAUUUUUUCGUUGACUCAAUUGUGGAGGGCAAUUAGACAAAAAAACAAAUCUCAGUCACUGUCUAUGCGUGGGAUGAUGAGCGCUGAAAAGGUCGAAAUGAAACGCUCCACAUCGAUGCCAGUAAAGCCAAGGCCGCUAAAUCCCAAGCCCUUGGCGCGAUCCCCGGAGAAGGAGACAGUCAACGAUACUGAAGUCGAUUACUAUCCAGAAAGUCCGAGCUGCCUGCGCAGACGACGUAAAUCCAAGCAGGCAGCUGAUCAAUUGGAGACGCGCAGCGAACAAAACUUUCCAUAUACACUCGACUGGUCGGGCAGCACCAUCGAGCUCAGUCCCGAUUUGGAUGCGGAUGGCAGAAGGCGCAGCAUGCAUCGGGUUAUGCAAAAGAAUGGCCAUGAGAACGUUGUCUUUCGUCGCAUUCCGGAGAAAUCGUGGCGAUAUAUGCGCGAUGCAAUUACCACACUGAUCGAAUUGGAUUGGAAAUACAUGCUUACGAUUUUCUUGGGCAGCUACUUUCUGAGCUGGCUCUUUUUCGGUGUCUUAUGUUAUAUGGUCGCUUAUUCGCAUGGCGAUUUUCUUUUCGAUGCGGUCACUGGUCAACGGUUAGGCGAAGGCUCAGAUCCUUGCAUCUAUGGCGUACGCACUUUUGUUGCCAUGAUGAUUUACUCGAUUGAGACGCAAACAACGCUUGGAUUUGGGGAGAAAUAUGCGAGUGAGGAAUGCCCCGAGACAAUUUUCUUGUUUGUCAUGCAAAUGAUGUGUGCAGCGGCUAUUGAGGGUUCCAUGAUAAGCAUUAUCUAUGCGAAGACUGCGCGUCCUGCCAAACAGCUUACGAAGCUCAAGUUCAGCGAUAAGGCUGUGAUCUGUUACCGCGAUGGCAAGCUGUGUCUGCUCUUUAGAGUUUGCGAUCCGCGUGAACAGCAGUCCAUUGAAUCCAAGAUACGGGUCUACAUGAUCGUGGACAAACACACUCGCGAGGGCGAGGUCAUAAAGACCCACACGGAACUGCAACUCGAGGGGAAUGGCGAGCAGUUGAUUGUCUGGCCAGACAUUGUUUGUCAUGUCAUCGAUGAGACCAGUCCCCUCUUUCCCUUCAACAAUGCGAAGCAAUUCAAUGCAGGACAGUUUGAGCUUUAUGUAACAAUUGUGGGCACCUCACCAACCACAGCGCAAAUGACCGAAGCCAAGACUUCGUAUGUGCCGCGUGAAAUUUACUGGGGACAGCGAUUCGCCAACAUUAUCCAUUACGAUGCCACCCAUGAGCGUUAUAUAGUGGACUAUGAGAACUUCAAUUCGACCAUAUCGGUGGAUAUGCCCGUCAAGUUGAGCCCGGCAGAGCAACUGCAACAGCGACAGCAACAACAACUGGAACUGCAGCACCAGCAGCAUCAUAAGCAACACCAACUGAAGCUGCAGCAAAGACAGCAACAGCAACAGGAGGUGCAACAGCAGCAAAAGCAACAUCAGCAAAGGGAGGACCAACAGCAAAUGGAGCUGCAGCAAAAGCAACAGCAACAGCAACUGAAGCUGCAGCAAAGGCAAAAGCAACAGCAACUGGAGGUGCAGCAACAGGAGGAGCAACAUCAGCAACAAGAGCAUGAGUAGUAACAUCAGCAAAGGGAGGAGGAACAGGAACUGGAGCUGCAGCAACAGCUGCACCAACAAAAGCAAUAGAAGGAGCAGCAUCAGCAAAGAGAGGAGCAACAGUAAGUGGAGCUACAGCAACAUCAGCAGCAACAAGUAACAUCAAUUUUAACAAAACCAU
Molecule: messenger RNA, 2097 nt
Organism: Drosophila hydei
Lineage: Eukaryota; Metazoa; Arthropoda; Insecta; Diptera; Drosophilidae
Gene: Irk3
Product: ATP-sensitive inward rectifier potassium channel 12
Exons: 6
Coding region: 399-1937 (512 amino acids)
Biological process (GO): potassium ion import across plasma membrane; regulation of monoatomic ion transmembrane transport
Cellular component (GO): plasma membrane
Molecular function (GO): inward rectifier potassium channel activity
Source: RefSeq, a predicted model, not a curated record